CAAUCAAAGAUGAAGGUCAACAUUUGAAAAAAAACUGUAUUACAACAUUGUUGCGGAAAGUAAACAAACGAAAAGAAAAUCAAGAAAUAGAAAAACUCAUAGCAAUAAUAAAAAUUUUAAGAACAAAGAAAUUAAACAAUUUGCAAAGAACUAAAGUGAAAAUUUAAAAUAAAUCAAUUUUAAUUAAAAGCAAAAACGCAUUAAUUUAACAAAAGGACGACAACAACAUGUCAACAUUAGAAAAAGAAGAGGAACAUUUGGUGGAAAUGGCCACAACGCAAAAUAUAAAUAAAUUAACCCUUUUCGACUUGAGUUGGGAGGAUGUGAUUAUACCAAAAAUACUCAACUAUUUAACACUCAAAGAAUUAUUUAUAUUACGUUGUUGUUCACAAACAACAAAACAAUUAGUGGAAGCUACUCUAGAACGUCUUAUUGAAAUAAACCUUUCAGGUAAUUCAUCGCACAAUGUGGAACUUACCUUUAAAGUGUUGGGUGACCAUUGUAGACGUUUGGAAAAUUUACAUUUAGCCCGUUGCCAUUGGCUAACCGAUGAGUUGCUUUUACCCAUUUUAGCCAAAAAUAAACGUUUGAAAAUUGUCAAUUUAAAUGAAUGCAUCAAUAUAACACCUCUGGCACUGCAGCCCAUUAUAAUUGAGUGCAAAGAUUUGCGUGUUUUAAAAUUAUCCAAAUGUCAGUGGCUGACCACAGGUGCUGUUGAUGCUCUCACAUUGCAUCAGAAUAAUUUGGAAGAGUUUGAUAUAUCGUAUUGCGCCGCCAUUGGGGAACGUUGUUUGAUUAUAUUCUUUAGGAAAUUGAACAAAUUAACAAUACUGUCUUUGGCUCAUACACCAAGUGUUACGGAUCAAGUUCUAAUACAGAUUGGCAAUUAUUGUCGUGCUCUGGAACACAUUAAUUUGGUGGGAUGUGUUGCUAUAUCGGAUUAUGGAAUACAUUUAACCAAAAAUUGUGUACAACUGAAAUCGUUAAUGGUACAGAGAUGUGAUCUAGUGACCGAAAGAUCUUUGGCACCUUUGAGAGGAAAAAUACAUAUAGAUAGACCCAUUAGAGAUCAAGGAGGCUUACAAAUGCAAUUAGUACCCUAUGAUUUGGAUCAACAAAUUAAUCGCUUGUUUUUGCAAGUUUAAAAAUGUUAAGUAAAUAAUUACAGGUGAUAGUGUAAGUAAAACUUUGUAAAUAUUUUAAUAGUUUUAUUAAUAAUUUGUGCUUAUAAUUGUUUUAAACUUCUUUCAUUAAAUGGCUUUAAACAAUUCUUUAUGUUAAAAUAGUUUUGGACAAUGAAUACAUAUGUACUAUUAUAAUUAAGCUUAAUUAAUAAUAAAAGAAAACUAAAUAAAACCAAAAA
Lucilia sericata (common green bottle fly) is the source of this 1363-nucleotide messenger RNA. RefSeq names its product F-box/LRR-repeat protein 15 (gene jet). Gene Ontology annotation, cellular component: SCF ubiquitin ligase complex. The record is from RefSeq and is a predicted model, not a curated record. Gene Ontology annotation, molecular function: protein binding. The coding region runs from base 228 to 1145 and encodes 305 amino acids. Gene Ontology annotation, biological process: SCF-dependent proteasomal ubiquitin-dependent protein catabolic process. The transcript has 2 exons. NCBI's taxonomy places the organism in Eukaryota, Metazoa, Arthropoda, Insecta, Diptera, Calliphoridae.